AAAUUUAAAAAAAAUAUCUUUUCAUUUACUUAACUUACCCUCUAUGUUGCGCCCCUGGCAGCUGCUACUGGGCGUGGCACUGAGCUUGGGCGGUGCUUUAAGCUGCUUUAUAGCUGGCGUUUACUUUCAACAUGCGCAUGCGCAACUUUUGCUGCAGCAGCUGCUGGAGCAGGAUCCUUAUGUCUACCAUGUCAGUCCCAAGCUCCAGGACUUGUUUGCUUUUUUUCCUGCACACUUUGAGGCACACAAUCGUCUGGGGCAAUUGAUGAAGUACGGCUUUCCUGGCUUGGAUGAUGUGCGUGUUUAUAGCGAUUAUGUGCUUAGCUACGAUCGUCGCAAUCGCGUAGCCCACUGGGUGUGUGAGCACUUGGACGCAAGCAAGCUGGAGCCGCCUAGAGGCGUGGCAGUAAGGCGUAACCAGGCACGCUAUCAUGCGGACAUGAGCGUGCCGUCAAAUUUUCGCGCCACCUUGGCGGAUUACAGAAGCUCUGGCUUUGAUCGUGGCCAUUUGGCUGCUGCUGCCAAUCAUCGCGCUCAGCAACUGCACUGCAACGAAACGUUUCUGCUGUCCAACAUAGCGCCGCAAAUAGGGGCUGGCUUUAAUAGCGGCGCCUGGAGAAAGUUGGAGCUGUAUGUGCGUGAGUUGACGGAGCACUUUGGCUCCGUCUAUGUCAUCACGGGUCCUUUGUAUAAGCCCAGUCGACGUCAUAACGGCAAGUGGGGCGUUGAGUACGAACUUAUAGGCGCCAAUAUGGUAGCAGUGCCAACGCAUUUCUUUAAGGUUAUCAUGCUGGAGUCGCGUCUGCCGCAGGGUAAGCCCUAUAUGGAGGCCUAUGUGCUGCCCAAUGCGCCAAUAUCAGAGCAGCUGAGUCUGCGUGCAUUUCUAUGCGAUAUACGUGAGAUCGAGCACCACGCGGGCUUGCAAUUCUUUGAUGGCCUGCGGCGUAGUCAAAUCUUUGGCAGCAAUUUUCCCAGCGCUUCACAGGUAUUCAGAGACUUUGAUUAACAAAUUUCUAAUAAGCUUAGCACCCAAUGUUUGUAAAAUAUUCCAAAAACUGAAAAAUUAAA
Messenger RNA from Drosophila busckii, 1068 nucleotides. It is a transcript of the gene Tengl2, whose product is annotated as endonuclease G, mitochondrial. Bases 44 to 1006 code for a protein of 320 amino acids. Gene Ontology annotation, biological process: apoptotic DNA fragmentation. Gene Ontology annotation, molecular function: nucleic acid binding; metal ion binding; RNA endonuclease activity. Gene Ontology annotation, cellular component: mitochondrial inner membrane; nucleus. The record is from RefSeq and is a predicted model, not a curated record. The transcript is spliced from 2 exons. NCBI's taxonomy places the organism in Eukaryota, Metazoa, Arthropoda, Insecta, Diptera, Drosophilidae.